AUGGCUGCCCACAUCGCCCUUGUGUAUCUGGGCCUGGUGCUGCUGUCGCUUCCCCUGGGUCCCUACCACGGGGUGGCGGACGCCCAGUCGGUGCCCACGUCCAAUCAGACGGUUGGUCCCUCGGACGCCCCCGAGGCCACCCUGGCCACCCCGACAGCCUCGCCCCCCGCCAGCGCGCCGCCGCCGCCGCCACCCCAAGUGGAGGGCGGCGGCAAGCCCUUCCAUGCCCCCUUGGGCGGCAACUGCCUGGGCUACUACGACGUGAUGGGCCAGUGGGACCCGCCGUUCAACUGCAACGCCGGCAUCUACCAGUUCUGCUGCGGCUCCUGCUUCUACCGCUACUGCUGCUCCAAGAAGGGCCAGGGCCUGGACCAGAUGGGCUGCAACAACUACGACACGCCGGUCUGGGCCAACACCGGCAAGCCCGUGGCCGCCGUCACCGAGGCCCAGGAGGAGCCCGAGCGCGACCGCACCCACAUGAUCGUCUACAUCAUCUGCGGCGUGGUGGCCAUCAUGGUGCUCGUGGGCAUCUUCACCAAGGUGGGGCUGGAGAAGAGCCACCAGGGAGGCGGGGGAGGAGGACCGCAAGACAUGACCAACUCCAGGACCCUGACGGAGCUGCUGAAGCAGCCAGAAGGGGGCGGGCCGGACAGGGCAGGAGGCCAUCAUCCAAUCGGGACCAACGGCAUCUCUGGCAGGCCGCUGCGCACCAAUAACGACCAUAACCACCUGAACAACGCUGCUCUGUCCCCCCUGGGCCCCGCCAUGGCCCUCUCCCACCCCCACAACAACCUGGGCCUCAACUUCAACAAGUACACCUCACUCAAGGCCCUGGAGACGGGCCCCCGUGACUACUACAAGAGCUACCCCAUGAUGGACUACAACCCUCGGCAGACCUCCAGCCCGCCCACCUUCCAGCCCAUCGCCUUCCACCCCAAGGACAAGCCCUUCCUGCCGCCGCCAGACAUCCACGCCCCGCUGGCCAUCACCGCCGCCACGGCCGCCGUGCUGCCCAAGCCCAAGAUCUCCAAGACCAACACGCACCCGCUCACCUCCGCCUCCGCCUUCAAAGUGUGGGACCCCAGCAAGAGCCACAUGCCGCAGCACCCCCAGGCGGUGCACGUGGGGCCCCCUCUGCAGGCGCUGGCGGCCCUGCAGGCCCAGCAGCAGAUGGGGGUGGGGAUGGGCAUGGGGGUGGGCAUGGGGCAUCAUAUGGGGCAGCCCAUGAGGCGGCAGCCCCCGCUUCCUCCCGGUCCGGGAGGAGUCUUCACGAACAAGAGGCAGUUCAGCAUCGAGACGCUGCCCGAGCUGUUCACGCAGCCCCUGGGCUACGGACAGAGCCCGCACCUGCACGCCAAGCACAAGGGGCUGCCCACCAACAGCAAGACGGAGGUCACGGUCUGA
Engraulis encrasicolus (European anchovy) is the source of this 1404-nucleotide messenger RNA. Its product is annotated as protein shisa-8. Gene Ontology annotation, biological process: regulation of short-term neuronal synaptic plasticity; regulation of AMPA receptor activity. Gene Ontology annotation, cellular component: postsynaptic membrane; dendritic spine membrane; postsynaptic density. The record is from RefSeq and is a predicted model, not a curated record. NCBI's taxonomy places the organism in Eukaryota, Metazoa, Chordata, Actinopteri, Clupeiformes, Engraulidae. The transcript has 4 exons. Bases 1 to 1404 code for a protein of 467 amino acids.